Saccharomycodes ludwigii is the source of this 381-nucleotide messenger RNA. RefSeq names its product acyl carrier protein (gene ACP1). The record is from RefSeq and is a predicted model, not a curated record. Gene Ontology annotation, biological process: fatty acid biosynthetic process. The transcript has a single exon. NCBI's taxonomy places the organism in Eukaryota, Fungi, Ascomycota, Saccharomycetes, Saccharomycodales, Saccharomycodaceae. Gene Ontology annotation, molecular function: acyl binding; acyl carrier activity. Bases 1 to 381 code for a protein of 126 amino acids. Gene Ontology annotation, cellular component: mitochondrion.
AUGUUCAGAACUGUUUUAAAACAAAGUGCUAUUAUUGCCAAACAACAACAAAAAUCAUUGUUAUUUAAAACUGCCACCACUGGGAUUAAUACUGGUGCAUUAAGAUUUUACUCUGCUGCUAGUACUCUAAGUAAAGAUGAUAUCACCAAAAGAGUAAUUGAUGUUGUUAAAUCUUUUGACAAAGCUACUGCUGCUAAGGAAAAUAUUACUGCACAAACUACUUUCCACAAAGAUUUAGGUUUAGAUAGUUUAGAUACUGUGGAAUUAUUAGUUGCUGUUGAGGAAGAGUUUGAUAUUGAAAUCCCAGACAAAGUUGCUGAUGAGUUGAAAAGUGUUGGUGAAACCAUUAAUUACAUUUCUUCUAAUCCAGAAGCCAAUUAG